UUUUGAAUUGGAACAUGCAAUAUGUUGUUAACGUUACAGGCUAUAUGGCCAUAGUAUAAACAGGCACUACACAGUCCAGGAACAUGUAGUUUAUAUUGGUUGCAAUAACAGAAAAAAAUAUGCAGUUCAAGCUUACAACAUUGGUGCUAUUCCAGCUGCUUAUAGUUGACAGCACAUAUGCAAGUGAAGAGUAUGGUAUUUGUAAAGUAUAUGGUACUGAUGACAACCUUCCAGAGAUCGUUGAUGGUCACAGAGAAUGUAUAAAAUCUGAGAUGAGCACCUUCUGCAUUGAAUGGACUUGUCCUGACCCAGAAUGUGACAACCCUACAAAACCAGAGACAGGAUGCCCCUUCUGUCAAGGAGACUGCAGUUAUGGCGGUAAAAUAUACAAAGAGAGAGAAUCCUUCCAAUGCGUGGACAAUGUCAAUACCUGUCAUUGUCUGGCAGGGGGUGUUAUUGGAUCGUCGUUAAUUGCAGUAAAUCCAGAAUAUAUGUGUACCGCAAAGUUAGAUAAAUUAUCAUAAGUUUUA
Molecule: messenger RNA, 530 nt
Organism: Mytilus trossulus (common blue mussel)
Lineage: Eukaryota; Metazoa; Mollusca; Bivalvia; Mytilida; Mytilidae
Exons: 4
Coding region: 120-524 (134 amino acids)
Source: RefSeq, a predicted model, not a curated record